Molecule: messenger RNA, 798 nt
Organism: Sphenostylis stenocarpa
Lineage: Eukaryota; Viridiplantae; Streptophyta; Magnoliopsida; Fabales; Fabaceae
Source: the annotation of a GenBank genome assembly
AUGGCUUUGCAUGCACCAAGAAGGUGGAAUGUGAAAUGGGUUGCUGCAAAGGCUCUCAUUGCUUUUGUUCUUCUUCACCAUUGGCCAAGUAUGAAAUUUGGAUGGAGAAUAAUAGUUGGGAGCAUAGUUGGAUUCUUAGGAUCAGCAUUUGGGACUGUGGGAGGUGUUGGUGGGGGUGGCAUCUUUGUGCCCAUGCUUACUCUUAUUGUUGGAUUCGAUCAAAAAUCAGCAACAGCAAUCUCAAAAUGCAUGAUUACUGGUGGAGCAACAGCAACUGUUUUCUACAAUUUGAGGCAAAGACAUCCCACACUUGAUUUGCCUGUGAUUGAUUAUGACUUAGCACUUCUUUUCCAACCAAUGUUGAUGCUUGGAAUCAGCAUUGGAGUUGCUUUCAAUGUCAUCUUUCCUGAAUGGAUGCUAACAGUUUUACUGAUAAUAUUUUUUGCUGGCAUUUCAAUUAAAUCCUUCUUAAAGGGUAUUGAUACAUGGAAGAAAGAAACCAUCAUGAAGAAGGAAGCUAAGAAGAAUUCACGGAUUGAUGACAUUGGAACUCCUGAAGAUGCUGCAUAUUAUAUUCAAACAGAAGACCCUGCCAAAGACUAUACUAUUGAACCAAGGAAAAAAGUUUCUAUUAUUGAGAACAUUCGUUGGAAGGAACUUGGACUUCUCUUUGCUGGUUGGAUCAUGAUACUUGGACUAGAGAUUGGAAAAGUUAAAACACACAGCAACUUGCUCACGGGUAUAUUGGCUAAUGAAUCUACUUCAGGUCCCCAUAGCUGUAGGAAUGAGUUCAUAUGA